UCACAUCAGAAGUCGUUGAUAGAAAGCCAGCGAAGAAGCCGCAAACGAGAAUCCCCCCCGGAUCAGGAACGGUUUUUAAAAGGUGAGUGACGAAUUAAAAACAAAAAUAAAACCACAAUCUACGCGAAACUAGCGAGCGACAGUUGUUAGCAGAUAUUCAAAAAUGCCUCGACGAUACACCAAAGCUCCUCAGCGCUUGCCAGUAAAAAGUAAACCACAACAAAAAUUAACGGAAAAACACGCAGAAAACCAACCGAUCCGUACAACCCGAUCCCGUUCUCGGUCCGUAUCGCAAACGCCCACUUUUGAUUCGGGCAAUCAGCAAUCUUUCGUCGAGCGAAAUGAGAAACGCCGUAGAAGCCGAUCCGAGACUCGUCCCAAUUCCAGGUUGCUGAAGGACAUCAUGAUGCUGCAAACGACGACCAGAUUGCUGAUUCCUAAACUUAGCUUUGGCCGGGUCAUCCGGGAGGUGCUGCUGGAGCAGUUCCGGUCAGACAUGAGAGUCACUGCCGAGUGUUUGAAUUGCCUUCAAGAAGCUGCGGAAAUCUAUCUGGUCCAGCUGAUGGAGGACUCCUACCGGUGUACGCUUCACCGAGAUCGGUUAACUUUGAUGCCCAAGGACAUGCAGCUGGCCAUUUAUUUGCGCGAGCGAUGGGAACGAUAAAAGUGGGGGACAAAAAACAACAACCUACCUCCAAAUAAUCCGGUUCGUACAUGCUGCUCACCCGCCGUAUAGCCAUCACCGAAAACUUGGCCGGCUGCAGACGGCGCACAAUCUGCAUGUGAAACAAAAAAAAACAAUAUGAAGCAUUAAUUAUUCAUAAACAUUGUGUGGACAGAAAUAUUUACCUGUAGUAAGGACAUUCCUUGCUUAUCGUGUGCUAGCAAUUAAGGUAGAAAUGAAAUCGAACUGACUGUAUUAUUAAAGAAAUACUUAAUAGAAUUUAAAUCAUCUAUCAAAA
This is a messenger RNA of Uranotaenia lowii, 962 nucleotides long. RefSeq names its product histone H3-like. Gene Ontology annotation, molecular function: protein heterodimerization activity; structural constituent of chromatin; DNA binding. Bases 164 to 664 code for a protein of 166 amino acids. The record is from RefSeq and is a predicted model, not a curated record. Gene Ontology annotation, cellular component: nucleosome. Lineage: Eukaryota; Metazoa; Arthropoda; Insecta; Diptera; Culicidae. The transcript has a single exon.